AGCAUUCCCUGCACGAGCCCGGGAGCACUUCCGCCCUGUUGUGAAGUGGGUGUCUCGGUGGAGCCUUGGGGAGCCGUCCGUUUUCUAGGAGCCUCUUGAAGGACUCACCGUAGAUGCAGGAAGACAUUGGAUAAGGACAGCGUAGCUGAAGUGAGGCGUCUGGGGUAGAGAAUGGCUGUGGCCCUGGAUUUGCAAGCCCAGGCAUCUCCACAGCCAGAGCCUGAAGAACUCCUGAUUGUGAAACUGGAGGAGGACUCUUGGGGAUCAGAAUCCAAACUCCGGGAGAAGGACCGUGACUCUGUCUCUGGCCCAGAGGCUUCCCGCCAGCGCUUCAGGCAAUUCCAAUACAGGGAUGCAGCUGGACCCCACGAGGCCUUCAGCCAGCUCUGGGCUCUCUGCUGUCGUUGGCUGAGGCCGGAGAUCCGUCUCAAAGAACAGAUCCUGGAGCUGCUCGUGCUGGAGCAGUUCCUGACUAUCUUGCCUAGGGAGGUCCAGACCUGGGUGCAGGCACGCCACCCUGAGAGUGGUGAGGAGGCUGUGGCCCUGGUGGAGGAUUGGCACCGAGAGACCAGGACUGCAGUACAGUCGGAACUGGAAUUGUAUACAGAAGAGACCAGGCCCUUAAAGACAGGGGAAGAAGCUCAGAGCUUUCAGCUGCAGCCAGUGGAUCCCUGGCCUGAGGGACAGUCCCAGAAGAAGGGGGUGAAGAAUACAUGCCCUGACCUUCCCAAUCAUCUAAAUGCCAAGAUGGCACCACAGCCUUUGAAAGAGAGUGCUGUCCUCACUCCCCGAGUCCCUACUCUCCCAAAGAUGGGGAGCGUUGGAGAUUGGGAGGUGACAGCUGAGUCCCAGGAAGCCCUGGGCCCUGGCAAACAUGCUGAGAAGGAGCUCUGUAAAGACCCCCCAGGAGACAACUGUGGGAACAGCGUGUGCCUGGGAGUUCCAGUUUCAAAACCAAGAAAUACCUCCGAGAAAGAGCAAGGACCAGAGUUUUGGGGUCUAAGUCUUAUAAAUUCUGGGAAAAGGAGCACUGCAGAUUACAGCCUGGAUAAUGAGCCAGCUCAGGCAUUGACCUGGAGGGAUUCAAGAGCCUGGGAGGAACAAUACCAGUGGGAUGUGGAGGACAUGAAGGUGUCAGGUGUUCACUGGGGCUAUGAGGAGACCAAGACUUUCCUGGCAAUUUUGAGCGAAUCUCCUUUCUCUGAAAAGCUCCGGACUUGUCACCAGAACCGCCAGGUAUAUCGGGCCAUUGCAGAGCGGCUAAGGGCAAGGGGCUUCCUGCGGACACUGGAGCAAUGUCGCUAUAGGGUCAAAAACCUCCUACGGAAUUACCGGAAAGCGAAGAGCAGCCACCCACCAGGUACCUGCCCCUUCUAUGAGGAGCUGGAGGCCCUGGUCAGGGCUCGGACAGCCAUCAGAGCCACAGAUGGCCCAGGAGAGGCCGUGGCACUUCCCAGGCUCGGGGAUAGUGACGCAGAGAUGGAUGAGCAGGAGGAAGGGGGCUGGGAGCCUGAAGAAAUGGCAGAAGACUGUAAUGGUGCUGGCCUGGUCAAUGAUGAGUCUACCCAGGGGCCCAGGAUUGCAGGGGCCCCAGCUCUGUUCCAGAGUCGUAUUGCAGGUGUGCACUGGGGCUAUGAGGAGACCAAGGCCUUCCUGGCAAUUCUCAGUGAGUCCCCAUUCUCGGAAAAGCUUCGCACCUGUCACCAGAACAGCCAGGUGUACCGGGCCAUUGCAGAGCGGCUGUGUGCUCUAGGCUUCCUGCGGACACUGGAGCAGUGUCGCUACAGAUUCAAAAACCUCCUUCGAAGCUACCGGAAAGCCAAGAGCAGCCACCCACCAGGGACAUGCCCUUUCUAUGAGGAACUGGACUCGCUGAUGAGGGCUCGGACUGCAGUCAGGGCCAUGGGGACUGUCCGGGAGGCUGCAGGUCUCCCUAGGUGUGGGCAGAGUAGUGCCGAGACUGAUGCCCAGGAAGCCUGGGGUGAGGUGGCCAGUGAAGAUGCUGUCAGACCUCCAACCUUGUGUCCUAAAGCCCCAGACAUGGGUUUUGAAAUGAGGCAUGAGGAUGAAGACCAGAUUUCAGAGCAGGACAUUUUUGAGGGUUUGCCUGGAGCCUUAUCAAAAUGUCCUACAGAAGCUGUUUGCCAACCUCUUGACUGGGGAGAAGACAGUGAAAAUGAAAAUGAAGAUGAAGGGCAGUGGGGAAAUCCCUCACAGGAACAGUGGCAAGAAAGUUCUUCUGAAGAGGACUUAGAAAAACUUAUUGACCAUCAAGGCCUGUACCUUGCGGAGAAACCCUACAAGUGUGACACAUGCAUGAAGAGCUUCAGUCGGAGCUCCCACUUCAUUGCCCACCAGCGAAUCCACACAGGUGAGAAGCCCUACAAAUGCCUUGAAUGUGGAAAAAACUUUAGUGACCGCUCUAACCUCAAUACCCAUCAGAGAAUCCACACUGGAGAGAAGCCCUAUAAAUGCCUUGAAUGUGGGAAAAGCUUUAGUGACCAUUCUAAUCUCAUCACUCACCAGAGAAUCCACACGGGGGAAAAGCCCUAUAAAUGUGGAGAAUGUUGGAAAAGCUUCAACCAGAGCUCAAACCUUCUGAAACAUCAGAGAAUCCACUUGGGAGGAAAUCCUGACCAGUGUAGUGAGCCUGGGGGAAACUUUGCCCAAAGCCCAUCUUUUAGUGCUCACUGGAGGAAUUCUACAGAAGAGACAGCUCCUGAACAACCUCAAAGUAUCAGUAAGGACUUUAAUUCUCCUGGACCACACAGCACAAACUCAGGGGAGAAACUUUAUCAGUGUUCUGAAUGUGGAAGAAGCUUCUCUAAGAGCUCUGCCCUCAUUAGUCACCAAAGAAUCCAUACGGGAGAGAAACCAUAUGAAUGUGCUGAAUGUGGGAAAAGCUUCAGUAAGAGCUCCACCCUGGCCAACCACCAGCGCACCCACACUGGAGAGAAGCCGUAUAAAUGUGUGGACUGUGGGAAGUGCUUCAGUGAGCGCUCCAAGCUCAUCACACACCAGAGAGUGCACACAGGAGAGAAGCCCUACAAAUGCCUUGAGUGUGGAAAAUUCUUCCGUGACCGUUCUAACCUCAUUACUCACCAGAGGAUUCAUACGGGAGAGAAGCCGUAUAAGUGCAGAGAGUGUGGGAAAUGCUUUAACCAGAGCUCCAGUCUUAUUAUUCACCAGAGAAUCCACACAGGGGAGAAACCCUACAAGUGCACAGAGUGUGGCAAAGACUUCAACAACAGUUCCCACUUCAGUGCUCAUCGGAGAACCCAUGCAGGAGGGAAGGCAUCGUAGGGGACAGUUUCCUCAACAACAAAAGAGGACUCAAUGUAUAUAUCUUAUAUCAUAAGAUGUAUGCUAGAGAGAAAACUUUCCAAUUUUUAAGCUUGGUGUGUACCCAGGGAAGUUAUCUUGGUAUAAACCAGGUAAUUUGGAAGUGAAUUACAAAUACUAAGGAUCCAGAUUUGAAGGCAUUUUUAAGUGUAAUUUGUUUUUCUUCUGUAAAGACCCACACAGAAUCCUGACUGUCCUUGUAUUUGCUAUCAUGUAAGAGUUGUGUCAGUAUUUGAGCCAAACUGGCAACUUAGGAGAUUAGAGUUAAAUCAGUGGUCCUGAGCAGUGAUUCCAAACUCUCACUGUGCCUUCACACCGUCCAUGUGUAAUCCACCCCAUCAGCAGUGGUUCUCCUACUUUCUCUGUGGGGGCAUAUCCUCAGGGGAGAAUGUUGAGACUCUGGUGAGAGAGGAGUUGGCCUAGAGCAGGCCACUGUGAGCUCAGCACAGAGUAGGAAGAACAGUGACAUCAUUACAAAAUCAUCAAUAGCAGCAAUAGCUGGUGUUUAUUGAGCUGUUGCUCUUUGGCAAGCUCUGUGCUAAGAACUUUGUAUACAUCAUCGCAUUUAAUCUUCACAACAGCCCCAGGAGAUAAGUACUAACUUUCUCCCCAUUUCCUAGAGGCUUGGGAAAUUAAGUAACUUGCACUGGUCACACAUCUGUAAGUGGGAGAGGCAGGAUUCAACAGAUCUGUCUGUCUUGAGUCUAUCGUGCUCUUAUUGCUAUACUGAAUUCCCAUUCAUGUUAGGUAACUUAGGGGCCAGAAUCUCCAUGCACUUUGUAGACCACAUUUCCUGUUAUGAAAUUUCCACAUUUUGAAUUUUUUAAACAAAUAUGGAAACUGAGAAUCCCUAAGGAUUAAAGGACUUGGGAUAUCCAGAAUUGGUGAGGUGAUUUGAGCAAGGAUGAGCUAUUAUCAAAAUACUUGAUGUGAGUUUCCAUCUUCGCAAUAAUAUGGGCGAGAGAUAUAGGUGGGUUGAGACUGGGAAAAAUAUGCACCCUAAGUAAUUUUUCUUCCCAUGAGAUACUGCUUUGGCUAAGGAAAUGGGAUCUAAGAGUUCUCUUUUUCUCAGGGGACAGUCCUACUUCUUGCCAUGCUUGGCUGAUCAUAGGUUAACCCUAACAGAAGCCUGGGGUCCCUACAUUUUUGUCUGUCUGGCUUUUCCUUUUGGCAAGCAGAAGCUUUGUUCUUGGUCCCCAUGCCAAGACUGAGGUGGAAGGUGCUGGUGUAUAUGGUCAUCUACUGAGAGGGCCUUGACCGCUAUUCUGUGUUCCAGGUUCUUGGCACAAUUUUACCCUGAGCCAUCCUGUCCCAGGCCUGCCCAGGGCUUUCUGUAUGUUGACCCUUGAGACUCACCUCCCACAUGGACAGGCUAAGUUAGAAAGGUUCACAUAGGAUGGUUUUAACAUUUGCAGCACUUUGGCCUCCAGAGUUUCUCCUUAGAAGGGUUUAAAACUGUUGACCAAGGACUUCAGUUUUCAUAGGACUUUAAAGGAAAAUCCCCCUCCUGCCAUCCUCUUAUGACACUGGGAUGUAUUCGUAACCUGCUUGGUUCAUGGGCUGGGGAAGUACCUGUCAGAUAGUGGAUGUGAAGCAGCCUUGAAGAAUGGAACUUUUAUUAACAUGCGAGGAAGCCAGUGGAGAGAUUUGCUACUCCCACAGAGUGAUAUCCCUUCUUAACCCCUUCCCCUGUUUCAGAACCUCCUUUCCCAAGAACCAGCCCCACUAGGAUCACCGUCAACUCCCUCCCAGUUUACCUUUUCUGGCCCACGUUAUCUCUGUGGGGCAGGGGUCAUGGGAUGAACCCUGGAUAGAAGUCAGCAGAUGUCAGUAACUGCAGUAAUACAGUGAUAUUGUCUAGUAAUGUGAGCUGAGAGGAAGGAUCCUGAGAUGAGGGAGAUGGAAGGAGUUCCAGGGAAAGGCAUUGUUGCAUGGAAUAGCAUGGAUUCAGGGUGGGGUUGUAUGAUGGGAGGUUGGGAACAGGGAGCUGAUAUUAGAGGAGUGCUAGGGCAAGGUCACUGAGGACCUCACAUAUGAAUGGAGUGUCAACACCAGGCCUGGGGCAAUGUUCAGAUGUGCAUGGUUGAAAUCUGACAGCUGAAUGGAACUUGGACAUGCUGCAAUUAGGAUGGCCUGUUGGGACACUGUUGUGGUAUUUCAGCUAAAGGCUAGGUCUGAACUACAGCAGUGGUGACACUGAGGAGGAGGGAAUGAAUGGGAAAGGUCUCAGAGGCAGAUGGGAGGACAUCAGAGGAAAGCUAGAAUGCCUUUGGUGACUGGGUAGAGCAUGUCCUCAUUCAGAAUUGGGAGCACAAGGAGGAGAGGCUGAUAGAGCAGGAGGGCAGAAGAUAAGAAGUUUAGUUUGGUAUGUCUAGAACCUGAGGUGCUUAAGGGAAAUCAUGGUGAUGCUAUGCAUUUGGAUGUCGGCUAGAAGCUAGGGGAGAGGCUAGGAUUAGAGAUCUGUGUAUGCAAAGUAGUUAAACUAAUGAGAAAGGAAGAAUUUCAGAUUCAAGUAUUGGGCCUAGGACAGAGCUACUUGAUAGUGCUGAAUGGAGAGGAAGAUGGCCCUCAAAGGAGAUCUAGACCCUUCCCCACUCCCACCCCCUACCAUCAUGUUUUGGACCCUGUCUUCCUUGUUACUGACCCCUGAAUUCUUCAUGUAGCCCUGAGUUUUCUGGAGCUCUCACUGUGGAAGUCAAGCUGAGCUCUGUGUGGAUGUGAGGUGGUAGUCCUUUCUCCACUUGGUCACCCUUUCCCCUGGGCUUGGUAGUGUGUUAGUGUCUCAUAUCUUUAGUGAACAGUUUUGAUGUUUAUUAUCUGCCAUUCUUGUCUCAUGAAUCUUAAUAGAGGUUCAGUCAUGAAAGCAAGGCCAGUGUAGGCCAGGCGAGAAAAUGGCCCAGAUGGUCCCUUCCUCCUUGUCUACCUGACUUCCUUUGGAAGAAGCACUCUUUCAGGGGGCUUCAGUGUUCCAGGCUUGCUGUGUACCCACGAGCUUGCUGGGCACCCAGGCGCCCUCCAGUAGGUCUGGCUGCUCAGAUAAACUGACAUCUGGUUUUACACACCCUGAGCUUUGCUAGCGUGAUUCUGCUCUUGGGAAGUAGAUUCACUCUGCAGAAUGGGUGGACAGUUUCUCAGCCUUCCUGGCCACAGGUCAGACCCGGGUUAUGGAAAACCAAACCAGCAAAUGCUGCCCUGGGAGGGUGUUACAUCAUGUGAGCUGCUAAAGGCAGGAUCGUCUUCCCAGAUGGCUGCCUCCCCUUGAUUUCUUCACCCUCCACUUCAAGAAGGGCAUUGGCUCCUCUGAAGUGACAAAAAGGUACCUAAAGGACCUUAGGCCUCCCAUUCCUCAGACCCCCAGAGGCAGCAGACCCAAAGGUAGGGGCAGGGAAAGGAGGGGCCAAGACUUUUUCAGAUACUCGGUUUUUUCUAAGGCCUUGACCUCAGCAGCUGAACUCAUGGUCAUGGCUGCCUUGGCCUUAUUGUCCCCUGUAGCCUCCUCCCAGAAGCAGAGUAAAGCAGCUAGGUUCCCUCCAUGCUAAAUAAUGUAGUCAGGCGCUCUGGGUAGUCCGUCCUGCCUCAUCUUGUUCUGGGGCCCCCAGUGGGGAUAGCUCUCUGCUUUCGGGCUGCAGAAAAGAAUUGAGUCACUUUCUGAAGGGGAGUAACACCCUUUGGGGACAGGGGUGCAGUUUUGAAGUAAUGAAAGCAGUGAUGUCUGGAGUGGGUGUGGGUGUUGCAGGUGAACUUGCCUCACCCAGGCUGUUUUGGGUCUUUGUACUCGAGUUCUGUCCUAGGCUUGCUUCUUCAUUCACUCUGUUUCCCUUUCUUUUCUCUUCUUUUCUUUCUCUCUUUUCUUCUGUGUAGAUGCUAAUGACUUCCAGAUCUGUGUCCUGCUGUGGCCUCUCUUCUUAGGAGCCCAGCUGCCUGCCAACCAGCUGUGCUUGGGUGACUCCUGGGCGUCUCAAAGCCCCCAUGUCUACCAUCACCCAUCAUGGGGCUCUUGGCCUGCCCAUUCAGCACAUGCAUUGAUGUACACACUCAGUGGCUCCCAUCCAAGCCUCCCCUGCACGUGCCUGGAGAGACCUGCCCAUUGGACUCAUCCUGGACUCAGUUCUGCCAAUACUUUCUCCCUUCUAAGAGCAUUUACAGUUGGGCUGGAGUUACCCAGCUGCCUGAGAGGUCUCUUUCUGAAUGGAGUCAAUAUCUAAAGUCAAAAUUAAUCAUUCAAAAUAUUCCCUUACCUCAUUUUUUUUUUUUUUUUUUUUUUUUUUUUUUUUGGAGAGAUGGGGGUCUUGUGUUGCCCAGGCUGGUCUUGAACUCCUGGCCUCAAGUGAUCCUCCCACCUCAGCCUCCCAAAGCUCCCCUUAACCUCAGUUUUGAUCCCACCCUCCAUUUGGGCAUUGCUCAACUCCCCCACCUGUUAAUAGCAAACACCAAUCUCAAGCCCCUGCCCCAAUCUGCUACAAGGGGUUAGUGCUCCAUGCAGUGGGAGUGCAGGGAAGGCUUUGCAGGAGAGGAGGGAUUUGAAAUGGGCCUGGAGGCCUGGGAUGGUAGACACUGGUGCCUUUUCCCCCACAGUUCCUGGCUAUUUCUUCACACUCCCAGCAUCAGUAUUACUGCUAGCAUGUCUUUAGCAUCAUUUUGCCCUCCCUCUGACUUUCAGCAAGCCUGCACUUACCUCCAAAUAAAUGCAUGUUUUCGGGGGGCAAAGGCACAUUCCUUCCUUACCUUAUUGUUGCUUCCCCCACCCCAUGCUGCAGCUGAGUGGGUGACCUUUCUCCUCACCUCCUGUGCCGCAUCUCUCACCUAGUCUCUGUUAGGAACCCUACAGGAGCCUGCACCCCAGUGACCCCAUUUUAUGCUGCUUGGAGGAAGAGACAGAGUUUGAGAGGUACCAGUUCUUUUCAGUGUGUGUUUAGUUCCCCCACUUCUCAAAGCUGAGAGCUUCUUUGUUUUAAGAGCCACUUGGUUAAGUCAAGAGCAUUAGAAGACUAAAAAGAAGAAUCCAUUAGAUAAUUUUACCUAAACAUGCUAUAGUCGUCUAGGGAUUCACAUAGACAUUGAUUUUCUAAUCAGGGCGCUGUUGGUGAUUCUCUUUGUGUGUAAAGAUGCUUCUGAUCAUGCCUGCCAUUAUAUGAUACUUAUUUCUAAAGUCACUUUUUUUUUUUUUUACAUUUUCAUUGUAGAAAAAUAUCCCAUAAAAAUUGUGCCACCUAGAGGGUGAGGGCCACGGGAAGGGGGAUCAGGAAAACAAGAAUCACUCUCUAAGCUGGUCCUGGAGCAGCAUGACAGAUGUAUCUGAGCCCAAGCAGGAGAGGAGCCACAGGCCCAGGCUGGCGGAGUUGUGACUACUAGAAUCUCGAGUCACUGGGGCUCAGGGAGCCCUAACUUGGUGGCAGGUGACAAAUGUGGCACAGAGGAGAAAGGAGUCUUCUCCUUCCACAUAGAAUACACUUGGCUUCAGUGCUUUGGGGGGAUUCAUGGACCACAGAGAAGCUUCUGCAUAUUUAUAGGCACUGGGGACCAGCAGGAAGUGGUGGUGAGACACUUUGAAACCCUCCACUGCGGACUUCACCCAGGGGGAAGGGCAGGAGAGAAUCCCACUGUGGACAGCACUUGAGAGGAAAGGGCUUGUUCAUGACCGCGUAUGAGGUCGCCAACCCAACCCUGUUCCUGAAGUUUCCCAGAAAUAGAUGGAGAGGUAAGGCCAGCUAGGCUGGAGCGCCAGCAUCAGUAGUAGGGUCAGGAGCUCACGCUAAACCCGGCUGGUGUGUCCUGGAGAAACAGGAAGCACAGGUGUCAUCUCCAGGGACCUUUCUCGACCAACUAAUUUAUGGAAAUGAGACAUUUGUGAUUGAUUUUAAUUCCCUCUUGGGGACUGUGAAAUUAAAAUAGAUUAAAUUUUGUCCAUCAGGAUCCUCAGGGAUUUAAUGUCCAAUUCUAAAACCUGAAAGGCCCUUUUGUUUUGCAAUUUGUGGACCAAUCCCUGGCUUCAUUUUAUUUGGCUUUGCUUUCACUUCCCCAUUUUCUGUUAUUUUAUUUUUUUUGUGCUGUUAUGUACAUCUCUUAAAGCUGGUCAAAUCAUAUUUUGGGAUGGAAUGGCCUGGUAAGUUAAUAAAUUAUAUUAAACUGCCAAAAAA
Molecule: messenger RNA, 9479 nt
Organism: Pongo pygmaeus (Bornean orangutan)
Lineage: Eukaryota; Metazoa; Chordata; Mammalia; Primates; Hominidae
Gene: ZSCAN20
Product: zinc finger and SCAN domain containing 20
Exons: 8
Coding region: 172-3303 (1043 amino acids)
Biological process (GO): regulation of transcription by RNA polymerase II
Cellular component (GO): nucleus
Molecular function (GO): DNA-binding transcription activator activity, RNA polymerase II-specific; RNA polymerase II cis-regulatory region sequence-specific DNA binding
Source: RefSeq, a predicted model, not a curated record